UUCUUGCGAAGCAUGCUCAUUUUUGCGCUGCGAUUCGAUUGAAUGAUCUUCCAGCACUUUAAGAUAUUACGCAUAAUGGAAUGAAAUUAUAGCAUAAGUAUGUGUAUAUUGCACUGCACACUCUCUUCCUCUCUCUGUCUACAAAAUUCUAUUAAUCUCGAAGUGGACAUGUGUGGAUGAUCAUGUUACAGAUUGUUUAUUUAAUACCUCGCUUUCUGAUUAAAACAUUUGACGUAAUAUUCGACGGAGAAAUAAGGUUUAUAAAAUCGAUGACAUCACUCGAGAGGAUAAAUGAUAUAACUGAUACGUGUGCAAGUGAGAUACGAUAAGUAGGACAAUUUGAUGAUUACUUAACGUCCAGAAGAUAGAUAACGUCUUACAACAGGUCACCCGGUACACGGGCGAUAGCGAAAUGUAUAAAGUACGCGAGGCGCCUUUCUCGCAUGCAGACGUGGAAAUCUGUGGCUGCGGCCUCCACAGGAGCCGUGCCUCCGUAUUCGAGCCAAUCACGAGACAGUCCUUUCACUGUCGGAAUUUGAAACUCGUGCUAAAAAGGCCGAUUACCGGUAUCCUAUUCCCUUUCGACUGGCUGCAUCGGUUGGGGGUCGCCAGCAACGUGCGCGAGAUCGUCGAAGGCCUGCCUCGCCUGUUCUCUUUCGUCUCGCGGAAGAGCGUCGGCCGAAAACCCCGGAUGUGUGCCGAAGCGAAGUGUGCGAGAUAAUCACUGAAAUAAUCGUUCUAUUGUGUUGUGCGAAUUUUAUCUCGCAAAUCGGCGGUCCUCCAUCGACACGUCCAGUACCAUUUCGCGCGGAUCGCAGCUGCCGGUUUACGAGAGAUUGGCUGGCUAUCACGCUGAUAACAGCACGCGAACAUGUUGACGUGUUACAUGACCGCGCUGCAAUGCGAGUGGAUCGAGAAUCGCAGGCGAUGGAAUUCCUCCGGGAUGCUGCAGUCGCAAUUGAAGAACAACGUGAACGUCGAAGGCGCCACUCACAAGCAGGUGGUGGAUCUGAUCAAAUCAGGCGGCGAUGUUCUCACCUUGACCGUUAUCUCCGUGACGCCUCAGGAAGCUGAGAGGCUCGAGCCCUGCGAGGACCUGAGCUACGCGUCGGUGGACUACAGCGAGAAGCGGUCUCUGCCCAUCAGCGUGCCGGAUUAUCACGUCCGUGAGAGGAAACACGAGCGUUAUGUAGUUUUCAACGUCCACAUGGCCGGCCGGCACUUAUGCUCGCGCCGAUAUCGAGAGUUCGCGGCGCUCCACAUGGCUCUCAAGAAGGAAUUCAUAGGCUUCAAUUUCCCGAAGCUACCGGGAAAGUGGCCAUUCCAGCUGAGCGAGCAACAACUUGACGCAAGGAGGCGCGGUCUGGAGCAAUAUUUGGAGAAGGUCUGUGCGGUGCGCGUAAUAGCGGAGAGCGACGCCAUGCAGGAAUUCCUGACCGACAGAUUGGAAGAGGACGGUGAUCAAGGGCCGGCGGUUGACCUCAAAGUUCUCCUGCCAGAUCGUGAAGUCGUAACCGUCACGGUGCCGAAGGCGGCGUCGGUGAAAGACGUCUACGACGCAGUUUGCUGUCGAGUCGGCUUAGACGCGGACACAGCAAAGUACUUCUACCUGUUCGAGAUCGUCGAGUACAAUUUCGAGCGGAAGCUGCAACCCCACGAGCACCCGCACACCCUGUACAUUCAGAAUUACUCGACCGCGAGCGCGACGUGUCUGGCGAUAAGAAGGUGGCUCUUCAAUGUAAAUAGGCCUCUGAGCGAGCAGGCGUUAACUUGGAUAUUCUGGCAAACGAUCGACGAAGUGAACAGAAGUCACAUCACCGCGGGGGAGCGGUUGUACCAGCUGAAGGCUCUGCAAGACGCAUCCAGAAAACACGAGUAUUUAAAACUGGCGAGGGAGCUGAGCGGAUACGGCGACAUUGUGUUCCCGCAUUGCGCGUGUGACUCGAGGAAGGAGGGCCAUGUGGUACCAGCGGUUGGCACAGCGGCCUUCAAGUUGCACGCCGCGAAGGAGGACGGUACCCUGGAGUCGCAAGUGGUGGAGUUUCAAUGGAACACCAUCACCCGAUGGGAGGUGGACGAGGACGGAAUGGCGUUCUGCUUCCAAUACACGCGCCAGGACAAUCGUCCGCCACGUUGGCUCAAAGUCUUCACUCCUUACUAUACGUUCCUCUCGGAUUGCUUCGAUCGGAUAGCCGAGGAAGCGAAAUGGGAUGACCCGGGGGAAUGACGUAAUGUCCGACGCUAAGAGGCAUCCGGUUGAAGGUUUCUCCAUUGGAUAUCUCUCGCAUUCGUCUCUCCAUAGUCGAAAGUUCUUUCUUUUUAACUAGGAUUUUACUAGCCUGCUAGUAGACCAGUACCGAGUUAGCGUAAUACUUUCAGCAUAUCAAACUUUCCAUAAGUUGUCACGGAAGCUUACGUUCGGAACAGUACCAAUGCUACACCGAGACGGAAUCGGCGUUACCACCGUGUACCAAGAACGCGAGCAAUAGUAGGCACACAUCCUGCCUAAUGCUUAAAAAAAAAAAUGAAAAAGUGUCACGAAGACUCGACGGACACGUUUGAUGUAGCGUUCGCGAAUAAAAGACAUUUGAGAACAGAGAAUUUUAACGUAUAUAAAUUCACAGCCCGAUUUUUUAAAACGGCAUCGCUCGUCCAUGAUCUGGAAAAUCUAGUGUAGCUUGGUUCAGUUCGGCAUAUGCAAGAAAAUGAAUCUGGUCUCUGCAUAUAAAUACAAAUAGCUCGUAAUUUCGUUUGUUUGGUCGAUGAGGCGUGCGCGCCGCUUUUCCUUCUCUGUGAGAGACAAAGCACGCGAGGACAUAUAAGAGAAUUACGUUUAAUGCACAGGUACGUAGGCUAUAUUGUGUCAUGGGAAUACGAUUGUCCGCCUAGAGACCACCUGUUCUUUGGCCUAUAUGUUAUCGAACACGUGUAGCGUGUAGUUCGGUCAGCGGUAUGAGGGAAUCGAUCGAAUUACGUAAACGUUCCUCCUUAUUCGCCUAAUAUAGACCUUAACUUUCUUUCGUUGAAUCUGCGCAAGUGUAACGAUCGAACAUUUAGCGAGGGAAAUGGUACCACAUUUUUGUGCAUUUUCUAAUGUGCAAUAUUUUAUAACGUAAUUCAAUAUGGAAAUCUGUCAAUUCGCGUUACGCAGGAUACUUUAAAACGGGAGUUAUCAUUUUCGCACGUUUAUAAACGAGUUAAUCGAUCGUCUAUCAAUAGUAUCGAAACAGCACGUCCAAUUUACCGCUGUGGUAGAUUUCAUCCGUAUCCUUUGCGAUUAAAGAUUUAUAAGAAGAAAAAGAGGAACUUACGGGCGAAGAAAAGAGCUAGAUAUACAUAUCAUAGUGGGCUCAUGGAUGACUUCCUUAAGAUCGUGAACGUUUUAUCUUGCUUUUAAAUUAUCCUGCGUAGCAAACGGAUUCUUAAGACGCGCCUGACUACGACUGGUCAUGCGUGUCUCGUAAUCGAUGUGUUAAUAUCAAUCCUCUACACAUUUUGUUAUUUCGUUAAUACAUAUAGAGAAUAAUAUAGCAUUAAUGAAAAGUAGGACACACUCACACUGUAAAUAUCAAUGUUAACAAAUAUACUUUUUGAGAAGAAGCUCAGUUGUUUUGAUGAGAUCGAUGAGCGAGUAUUGGCAGAAUAACUAAUUGGAUCUCGUAUUAUUUCCCUGCAAAAAAAGAGAGAGCGAAUGAUCGGAUUACUACACACACACACACACAUACACGUGCAAUCGCGAGUGCAAAGCAACAGGGUGCAGAGAAUUGUGAAACUCGGGUCGGGGACAUCCUCGAACCGAUGUUCUCAGUUACGAUUUUAUUGGACUACACCCCUAUCAUUGAAUUUACAAAGUAUACCGAUGGAAAAUCGCGUCGGUUAGUGCUCAUCAUCCGAGUGCGCGUGAUGUGCAUCGGGAUUUAUAAUAGCAGAAGAUCACGAUCACGCGCGCGCACACACACACACGCGAAGGUCCGGAACAAUAAUGUAAUAAAGUUUGCAUGGCAGGAAACGUAAGCGUUUCUCCUAUUAUCUACGAAGGAAAUAAUACUCAUUAAUAAUGUUAAAGAAAAUACUGAUAAUACCAGAGAGUAAGGAAUGCAUAAUGGUAAUGUUAACGACACUACUCGGCAUGCGACGCGUCGGCGGACUUUGCAGAAAAGGAACGCCGGAAAUCCCUUCGGUAGAUUCACAAGUAGGGAGCGAAUAUUUCGAGCAAGCUUUUCUUCCUUCACGUUACGCCUGGUACGUUCGGUUUUUCCCCUUUCGUUCGUUCCUACCUGUACUCCUAUUUCGCUUGAAUCCACUCGUUCUCAAACGUGUCGCUUACUUAACCGCGAGCAGUCUCAACAGAUAAUAAAGGAGAAGAUAGAUAUAUUAUUAUCGUUAAUGUUUUUAAACUUUAUUCAUGGCGUAUCAGCGCGCGUGCGAUGAGCGGGAAAUGCGUGUGGCAGACUAUAAGACAUGAGUGGUGAGAAAUUAUAUAGAUUAUAUAUAUAUGCUCGCGCGAGGGAGCAUAGUUAUGAUACUGUUAAUGAUAAUAGAAAUAUAGUCUAACAUAGCAUAAUUAUGUAUAAUCGAAAACGCGUGCGAGCAUCCCCAGCAGUGAACGCGUAAACAAUGAAAUCCAGGACACGCGUGAUCCAUCAAUCAUAGUGCGAUGAUCCAUCAUGGUUUGAUGCGCUUACGCGUGCAUCUAAAGUAUUCGAUCGAACGAGCGAAAGAAUUACAAUAAUAGUUUCCAGUAAAGUUGAUCGUUUUGUCGAGAAAGAGGGAGAGAUUUUGAGAACUGUGCAAAAUCUGUGAGCUGUAGUUAGCAAUAUGAGCGUACAGAAUGUUAUUGGUAAUAAAUAAAGCGAAUGAACCUUUGGAUGAUCUCUCCUAACGUCUACAUAAUUUAGAAAUUAGGAAUGAAGGUGGCAGAGUGUGUGAUAUAAUUUCGUUGAAUAAUACAUAUUUCGAUUCGCUCGUUUAAUGAGUCCGAUCAGUCGAUAUCAUUGAAACAGCGAGAGACUUGAAGAUUUCAUUGGCAUUAUUAUAUUACCGGCAGCAAAAGAAUUCGAGAUAUGUGAGAUACGUAUGAGACUCUUCGUGAUAUAUUGUUUCAUUAAUCGGUGAAGUAAUGGAAUAAUUAAAUUCUCGAUUGGUACGAAAUGACGUCUGUGACAUCGGAGCAACUGCGUGUUUAGAAGAUGGCAAUAAUAUUUAUGGAGAAACUGUGUCGUAUAUAUUAUAUAGUUAAUUAGUAAGGAAUAUUUUUCGAAAAAUCGUGCGGAAUAAUCGCAGAGGAUACGUCCAAGUUGAAUUCGAGACAAUUCUAAUGCAGAAAAUCUGAAAAUAGAUGGUUUAAUAAUAUUUUGUACAGAUUUUCGUAAAAUUGUCCUAUUAUCUUGCAGUAUUUAUUAUAUUUUGGUCCAUUUUUGUACGUAGUAUUUUUAUUAUAUAUCAAGAAUUGUCUUUCAUCUUGAAAAAUAUAUGAUGAAGAAUUUUACUGAUUGUUCAUCUUUGUUACAUUUUGUUUUUGCUUAGAAGAUUAACAGAUUUGAUGUAGUCAUUAAAAUGUGAUUUAUUUAAUUAUUUAUUACUUCAUUAAUUAACGAGUUAACGAGUCUGUCAAACACAGAAUGACGAACUAGAUAGUAUAAUUUAAUUAUUGUUAUUGCAAGACCAUAUCAUUACGAUUAACUCUUUAGGCGUUAAUUAAAAUAUUCUGUAUAAUCGUAGUAUGUAACAACAAAUGCUCCAAUUUAUCGUAUAAGAUCAGUUUGCGAACUUUUGCUGUAAAACUAGUAUUUCGAAUUAGCGAAAGGUAUUAUUCGAUUUCUUUAUGAGCCACCUUUAUGAGCUCUAUUGAAAAACGGAAAAUAAAAAACAGAAGAAAUGG
Ooceraea biroi (clonal raider ant) is the source of this 5881-nucleotide messenger RNA. It is a transcript of the gene Snx27, whose product is annotated as sorting nexin 27. NCBI's taxonomy places the organism in Eukaryota, Metazoa, Arthropoda, Insecta, Hymenoptera, Formicidae. Gene Ontology annotation, biological process: intracellular protein transport; signal transduction; endocytic recycling. The record is from RefSeq and is a predicted model, not a curated record. Gene Ontology annotation, molecular function: phosphatidylinositol-3-phosphate binding; protein binding. Gene Ontology annotation, cellular component: early endosome.